Mercenaria mercenaria is the source of this 13153-nucleotide messenger RNA. Its product is annotated as GATOR complex protein NPRL2-like. Gene Ontology annotation, cellular component: vacuolar membrane; GATOR1 complex. The transcript is spliced from 6 exons. The record is from RefSeq and is a predicted model, not a curated record. Gene Ontology annotation, biological process: positive regulation of autophagy; cellular response to amino acid starvation; negative regulation of TORC1 signaling. The coding region runs from base 28 to 633 and encodes 201 amino acids. Gene Ontology annotation, molecular function: GTPase activator activity. NCBI's taxonomy places the organism in Eukaryota, Metazoa, Mollusca, Bivalvia, Venerida, Veneridae.
AUUUAACCAACACGACGUGUGAAUUAAAUGCAGCGCACGAAAAUGUCGGGAAAAAUAAAGUGUAUAUUUUUUAGUGAAUUUCACAUAAAAGCUGGACCAAAGAUAACUUACCAGGUUCCUGAGGAUUAUCUUACUAAAGAACACUUUGAUGCGAUUCAUGUAUAUAUCAUAACAAAACCAGAAUUACAGACAAGAUUGAUUACAGUAAAUUCUUUAGGUCACAAGGUUGUUGGAUGUCCAGUGUGCAUUGAAGACAAAAAAUAUGACAGGAAUGAACUGAUAUUUAACUGUUGCUUUGUAUUUGACACGGACACUCGAACAGCAAGAUAUGAACCUGUUGUAAAGAAACUGGCAUCUUACUUAACACAACUGGAGUUACCAAAACCAAACACACUACCCCCAAAAUUGAAACUUAUACAGUUUGGUCUGAAAAACAAGAUUAUCAGAAGAUUGCAUGGGUACCCAGUCAAAUUACCAAGUGAUGUGAGAUUGUCACCUAGAGUACAAACAUUAUCCAAGUGGUUGAAUGGAACACACAGUCUUGAUGAAAUAAGUUGUAAAUCUGGUUUAAACUAUAAAGAAUUGGAUGAGAUUAUUGAAAAUGACCCUAGUGUUGUUGUCUGUUGGAAGUGACAUAGUUUAUGCUCACCUAUAUUAAAACAUUGCCAAGCACAGGACAGUUAAGAAUUUUAUACAGUCAUAGUCUGUGAUAUUUUGCAGCUGGUGGCAACAGUAUUAAAGGGACUUGAUCUGCACAGGAGUAGAGGCAGGUCAGCUACCUGUUAUAUUUGAUGUUUAGUGACAUUUGGAAAAAAAAGAGACCAAUUGUUUAUUUCAGAAAAAGUCUGUCAUUUAAAUAGUUAAGUGUAUAGUUAAUUAAAUAGUUAAGAUGUUCAAGGGUGAUUUCCAAAAGAAAGUCCAAUUGAAAGAUGAUAAAAAAAGAACAAGAUUUUUCUCAGUUAUGCUGUCAGACAUAGGUCAUUGUUUGAUUUUGCUAGAUGUUGCAGGGACUACUUUUUACUUCAUGAAGUGUCUGCUGCUAAUGAAGUCGGGGAACAUAUUUUCUGGAACUGUAAGACAGAAUUCCCCAAAUUCAGUUUGACCAGAACAUAAAUGAAUGAUUGUUGUAUCUGAAAAAUGCAUCUAUAAAUCAAUGUAAACAUUUCUUUUCAAGAGAACAAUUAUUAAACCUUACCCUGCCAAAUUUUUAGCUCACCUGUCACAUAGUGACAAGGUGAGCUUUUGUGAUCACGCAGCGUCUGUCGUCUGUCUAUCCGUAAACUUUUGUUUGUGACCACUCUUGAGGUCACAUUUUUCGUGGGAUCUUCAUGAAAGUUGGUCAGAAUGUUCAUCUUGAUGAUAUCUAGGUCAAGUUCGAAACUUGGUCACAUGCCAUCAAAAACUAGGUCAGUAGGUCUAAAAAUAGAAAAACCUUGUGACCUCUCUAGAGGCCAUAUAUUUCAUGAGAUCUUCAUGAAAAUUGGUCAGAAUGUUCACCUUGAUGAUAUCUAGGUCAAGUUCGAAAGUGGGUCACGUGCCUUCAAAAACUAGGUCAGUAGGUCAAAUAAUAGAAAAACCUUGUGACCUAUCUAGAGGCCAUAUUUUUCAUGGGAUCUGUAUGAAAAUUGGUCUGAAUGUUCAUCUUGAUGUUAUCUAGGUCAAGUUUGAAAGUGGGUCACGUGCCUUCAAGAACUAGGUCAGUAGGUCAAAUAAUAGGAAAACCUUGUGACCUCUCUAAAGGCCAUAUUUUUCAUGGGAUCUGUAUGAAAGUUGGUCUGAAUGUUCAUCUUGAUGAUAUCUAGAUCAAGUUCGAAACAGGGUCAUGUGCAGUCAAAAACUAGGUCAGUAGGUCUAAAAAUAGAAAAACCUUGUGGCCUCUCUAGAGGCCAUACUUGUGAAUGGAUCUCCAAAAAAAUUGGUCAGAAUGUUCAUCUUGAUGAUAUCUAGGUCAAGUUGGAAAGUGGGUAACGUGCCAUCAAAAAGUAGGUCAGUAGGUCAAAUAAUGAAAAAACGUUGUGACCUCUCUAGAGGCCAUAUUUUUCAUGGGAUCUGUAUGAAAGUUGGUCUGAAUGUUUAUCUUGAUGAUAUAUAGGUCAAGUUUGAAACUGGGUCAACUGCGAUCAAAAACUAGGUCAGUAGGUCUUGAAAUAGAAAAACCUUGUGACCUCUCUGGAGGCCAUGCCCUUGAAUGGAUCUUCAUGAAAAUUGGUCAGAAUGUUCACCUUGAUGAUAUCUAGGUCAGGUUUGAAACUGGGUCACGUGCCUUAAAAAACUAGGUCAGUAGGUCAAAUAAUAAAAAAAAACCUUGUGACCUCUCUAGAGGCCAUACUUUCUAUGGGAUCUGUAUGAAAAUUGGUCUGAAUGUUCAUCUUGAUGAUAUCUAGGUCAAGUUUGAAACUGGGUCAACUGCGGUCAAAAACUAGGUCAGUAGAUCUAAAAUUAGAAAAAUCUUUUGACCUCUCUAGAGGCCAUAUUUUUCAAUGGAUCUUCAUGAAAAUUGAUCUGAAUGUUCACCUUGAUGAUAUCUAGGUCAGUUUCGAAACUGGGUCACGUGCGGUCAAAAACUAGGCCAGUAGGUAUAAAAAUAGAAAAAAAGAAAAAUAGAAAAACCUUGUGAGGCCAUAUUUUUCAUGAGAUCUUCAUGAAAAUUAGUGAGAAUGUUCACCUUGAUGAUAUGUAGUUAAAAUUCAAGACAGGGUCACAUACCUUCAAAAACUAGGUCAACAGGUCAAAUAAUAGAAAAACCUUGUGACCUCUCUAGAGACCAUAUUUUUCAAUGGACCUUCAUGAAAAUUGGUCAGAAUUUUUAUCUUGAUAAUAUCUAGGUCAAGUUCAAAACUGGGUCACAUGAGCUCAAGAACUAGGUCACUAUGUCAAAUAAUAGAAAAAAACGACGUCAUACUCAAAACUGGGUCAUGUGGGAAGAGGUGAGCGAUUCAGGACCAUCAUGGUCCUCUUGUUAUUUAAAGGGGACUUCCCUAAAAAUUUACUGACUCAAUAGCGAACAGUGUAGACCAUGAUCAGACUGCAUGGAUGUGCAGGCUGAUCUUGGUCUGCACUGUUCGCAAAGGCAAAAUCAUUUCCCCCCCCCCGGCUAAAGGUUAAAAAGUAUUCCAGUGCUGAUCAUGGCAGAUGACUGGAGUUCCCACUACUAUACUGUCUUACCUGAUGAUUAAAUACUUGUUUAUGUUUCAAUACAAUAUGUUAACUUCCAGUAAACUAGAGGAAGUAGUUUGUAGCUGUAUGUAUUAUGAUAUGAAUGUUUUUCUAUAAACCAUUACAGAACCAUUGUGCCACCUAAUCUCACAGUCUGAGAGCUCAUUGUUGGUAUCCAUGCGUAGUUGUCUGUACAAAUCACUAUCAGAAAAAAAAAGUUAUUUAACCUGCUUUACUUGUAUAGCCCAUUUGUCAGUUUUCAUGGCAUUGUACAAGUGAACAGCUCACCAACAAAAACUUGUGUAAUUAUACCCCCACAAAACAAAGUUUGGGGGGGUAUAUAGGAGUGAGCUUGGCGGUCGGUCGGUCCGUUGGUUUUGCAUGGUUUCCGGAUGAUAACUCAAGAAAGGAUUGACCAAUUGAAAUAAUGUUUGGUACACAGGUGUAACAUCAGAAAAUACAGGUCAAGUUCGAAUUUGGGGUCAGUAGGUCAAAGGUCAAGGUCACAGUGACCCUGAACAGUUAAGCGGUUUCCGGAUGAUAACUUGAGAACGCUUGGGCCUAGGAUCACAAAUUUUGGUACACAGAUGUAACAUCUUGAAAUGCAGGUCAGGUUCGACUUUGAGGUCUGUAGGUCAAAGGUCAAGGUCACAGGGACUCGGAACAGUUAAAUGGUUUCCGGAUGAUAGCUUGAGAACGCUUGGGCGUAGGAUCAUAAAUUUUGGUACACAGGUGUAACAUCAUGAAAUGCAGGAUAAGUUCGACUUUGAGGUCUGUAGGUCAAAGGUCAAGGUCACAGGGACUCGGAACAGUAAUAUGAUUUCCGGAUGAUAACUUGAGAAUGCUUGGGCCUAGGGUCAUAAAUUUUGGUACACAGGUGUAACAUCAUGAAAUGCAGGUCAAGUUCAACUUUGAGGUCUGUAGAUCAAAGGUCAAGGUCACAGUGACUCAGAACAGUUAAAUGGUUUCCAGAUGAUAACUUGAGAACGCUUGGGCCAAGGAUCAUAAAUUUUAGUACACAGGUGUAACAUCAUGAAAUACAGGUCAAGUUCUACUUUGAGGUCAGUAGGUCAAAGGUCAAGGUCACAGUGACUUGGAACAUUUAAACGGUUUCCGGAUGAUAACUUAAGAAUGCUUGGGCCUAGGAUCAUGACAAUUGAUAGGGAGGUUGGUUAUGACUAGCAGAUGACCCCUAAUGAUUUUGAGGUCAGUAGGUCACAGGUCAAGGUGACAGUGACCCGGAACAUUUAAACAGUUUUCGGACAAUAACUUGAGAAUGCUUGGGACUAGGAUCAGGAAACUUAAUCUGGAGGUUGGUCAUGUCAGGCAGAUGACCCAUAUUGAUUUUGAGUUCCAAAGGUCAGAGGUCUUUUAAACCUUUUACGGACAAUAACUUGAGAACACUUGGGCGGAGGAUCAUGAAACUUCAUAGGGAGGUUGGUCAUAACUAGCAGAUGACCUCUGUUGAUUUUGUGGUCAGUAGGUCAAAGGUCAUGCAAGUUCGGCUUUGACAUUGGCUUAGUUCUGUGACAAGACCAUAUUGUGGGGAUAUAAUUUGUCACUCUUGUGACAACUCUAGUUUUUAAUUGCUUUAGCAGCAUUAAAUCAGUUUCCUCAAAGGUACUUGCAAUCUAUGUUUACUGUUGAUGAUUCAAUGUCAUUCCAGCCAGCAUAAAAUACAAAGGUGUUUUGCAAUGUCGUUCAUGCACUUUGAUGGUAAGGAAAAUGUGAGACUUGAAGGACUGGUAUGCUUUUAGCUCACCAGAGCACAAAGUGCUCAAGGUGAGCUGUUGUGAUUGCUCACCGUCCGGCGUCCGGCAGUACUUUCCUUUAAACAGCAUCUCCUCCUUAACCACCUUGCUAAUUUUUAGCUCACCUGAGUCAACAAUUUGACUGUUAACACUCUAGAGGUCACAAUUUUGGCCCAACCGUAAUGAAACUUGGUCAGAAUGUUACCCUCAAUAAAAUCUUGGACAAGUUCGAUAUUGGGUCAUCUGUGGUCAAAACUAGGUCACCAGGUCAGAUCAAAGGAAAAGCUUUUUGACACUCUGGAGGUCACAAUUUUGGCCCAAUCUUAAUGAAACUUGGUCAGAAUGUUACCUCAAUAAAAUCUUGGAUGAGUUUGAUAUUGGGUCAUCUGGGUUAAAAAACUAGGUCACCAGGUCAAACCAAAGGAAAAGCUUGUUAACACUCUAGAGGUCACAAUUUUGGCCCAAUCUUAAUGAAACUUGGUCAGAAUGUUACCCUCAAUAAAACUUUGGACGAUUUUGAUAUUGGGUCAUCUGGGGUCAAAAACUAGGUCACCAGGUCAAUUCAAAGGUGAAAGGUUGUUAACACCGAAGAGGCCACAUUUAUGACUGUAUCUUCAUGAAACUUGGUCAGAAUGUUAAUCUUGAUAAUCUUUAGGUCCAGUUUGAAUCUGGCUCAUGUGGGGUCAAAAACUAGGUCACCAGGUCAAAUCAAAAGAAAAGCUAGUUAACACUCUAAAGGUCACAUUUAUGACCAUAUCUUAAUAAAACUUGGUCAGAAUGUUAAUCUUGAGAUCAGGAUCAAAUCUUGGUCAGGUGGGGGUCAAAAACUAGGUCACUUGGUCAGAUCAAAGGAAAAGCUUGUUAACACUCUAGAGGCCACAUUUAUGACUUUAUUGUCAUGAAACUUAGUCAGAAUGUUAAUCUUGAUGAUCUUUAGGUCAAGAUCGAAUGUGCAUCAUGUGGGGUCAAAAACUAGGUCACUUGGUCAAAUCAAAGGAAAAGUUAGUUAGCACUUUAGAGGCCACAUUAAUGACCAUAUCUUAAUGAAACUUGGUCGGAAUGUUAAUCUUGAUGAUCUUUAGGCCAACUUUAAAUCUGGGUCAGGUGGGGUCAAAAACUAGGUCACCAGGUCAAAUCAAAGGAAAAGCUAGUUAACACUGUGUAAGCCACAUUUAUGACCGUAUCUUAAUGAAACUUGGUCAGAAUGUUAAUGUUGAUGAUCUUUAGGUCAAGUUUAAAUCUGGGUCAGGUGGGGUCAAAAACUAGGUCACCAGGUCAAAUCAAAGGAAAAGCUUGUUAACACUCUAGAGGCCACAUUUAUGACCAUAUCUUAAUGAAACUUGGUCAGAAUGUUAAUCUUGAUGAUCUUUAGGUCAAUAGGUCAGGUGAGCGAUACAGGGCCUUCAUGGCCCUCUUGUUAUGAAACUUCACAGGGAUGUUCCUUGGAUGGUCUUCUUUAAGAAUUAAUGAAAAGAAUUGAAUUCCAUGUAGAACUCUGGUUGCCAUGGCAACUGAAAGAAAAAAAUCUUUAAAAAUAUUCUUGUCCAAAACCACAGAUCAUACAGCUUUUAUAUUUGGAAUGUAGCAUCAUAUAGUGGUGCUCUACCAAGAUUAUUCAAAUUUUCCCUCUAGGGUCAAAUAUGGCCCCGCCCUGUGGGUCACAUGGUUUACAUAGACUUAUAUAGAGAAAACCUUGAAAAUCUUGUUCUCCAAAACCACAGGUCCUAGGGCUUUGAUAUUUGGUAUGUAGAAUCAUCUAGUGGUCCUCUACUACGUUUGUUCGAAUUAUCCCGCUAGGGUCAAAUGUGGCCCCGCCCCAGGGUUUACAUGGUUUAUAUAGCCUUGUAUAGGGAAAAACUUUGAAAUUCUUCUUGUCCAAACCUGCUUGGCGUAGGGCUUUGAUAUUUUGUAUGUGACAUCAUCUAGUUGACCUCUACUAAGAUUGUUCAAAUUAUACCCCUAGGGUUAAAUAUGGCCUGCCACAGGGGUCACACGGUUAAUAUAGACUUAUAUAGGGAAAAACUUAAAGAAUAUUCCUGUCCAAAACCUGAGGGCCUGGUGCUUUGAUAUUUGGUAUGUAGCAUCAUUUAAUAGUCCUCUACCAAGUUUGUUCAAAUUAUCCCCGUAGGGUCAAAUAUGGCCCGCCCCAGUGGUCACAUGCUUAAUAUAGACUUAUAUAGGGAAAAACUUUGAAAAUCUUCUCGUCUUAAAUCACAGGGCUUAGGGCUUUGAUAUUUUGUAUGUAGCAUCAUCUAGUGGUCCUCUACCAAUAUUGUUCAAAAUAUCCCCCUAGGGUCAAAUAUGGCCCUGCCCAGGCCAAGGUCACAUGGUUUAUAUAGACUUGUAUAGGAAAAACUUUAAGUAUCUUCUUGUCUGAAACUGGAAGGCCCAGGUUUUUAGCUCACCUGUCACAUAGUGACAAGGUGAGCUUUUGUGAUCACGCAGCGUCCGUCGUCCGUCCGUCCGUGCGUCCGUCCGUCCGUCCGUAAACUUUUGCUUGUGACCACUCUAGAGAUCACAUUUUUUGUGGGAUCUUUAUGAAAAUUGGUCAGAAUGUUCACCUUGAUGAUAUCUAGGACAAGUUCGAAACUGGGUCACGUGCGGUCAAAAACUAGGUCAGUAGGUCUAAAAAUAGAAAAACCUUGUGACCUCUCUAGAGGCCAUAUAUUUCAAAAUUUCUUCAUGAAAAUUGGUCAGAACGUUCACAUUGAUGAUAUCUAGGUCAAGUUCGAAACUGGGUCACGUGCCAUCAAAAACUAGGUCAGUAGGUCAAAUAAUAGAAAAACAUUGUGACCUCUCUAAAGGCCAUAUUUUUUAUGGGAUCUGUAUGAAAGUUGGUCUGAAUGUUCAUCUUGAUGAUAUCUAGGUCAAGUUCGAAACUGGGUCACGUGCGGUCAAAAACUAGGUCAGUAGGUCUAAAAAUAGAAAAACCUUGUGACCUCUCUAGAGGCCAUAUAUUUCAUGAGAUCUUCAUGAAAGUUAGUCAGAAUGUUCACCUUGAUGAUAUCUAGGUCAAGUUCGAAAGUGGGUCAUGUGCCUUCAAAAACUAGGUCAGUAGGUCAAAUAAUAGAAAAACCUUGUGACCUAUGUAGAGGCCAUAUUUUUCAUGGGAUCUGUAUGAGAGUUGGUCUGAAUGUUCAUCUUGAUGAUAUCUAGGUCAAGUUCGAAAGUGGGUCACGUGCCAUCAAAAACUAGGUCAGUAGGUCAAAUAAUAGAAAAACCUUGUGACCUCUCUAAAGGUCAUAUUUUUCAUAGGAUCUGUAUGAAAGUUGGUCUGAAUGUUCAUCUUGGUGAUGUCUAGGUCAAGUUCGAAACAGGGUCAUGUGCAGUCAAAAACUAGGUCAGUAGGUCUAAAAAUAGAAAAACCUUGUGACCUCUCUAUAGGCCAUACUUGUGAAUGGAUCUCCAAAAAAAUUGGUCAGAAUGUUCAUCUUGAUGAUAUCUAGGUCAAGUUCGAAAGUGGGUCACGUGCCGUCAAAAAGUAGGUCAGUAGGUCAAAUAAUGAAAAAACGUUGAGGCCAUACCCUUGAAUGGAUCUUCAUGAAAAUUGGUCAGAAUGUUCACCGUGAUGAUAUCUAGGUCAAGUUUGAAACUGGGUCUCGUGCCUUAAAAAACUAGGUCAGUAGGUCAAAUAAUAAAAAAACCUUGCGACCUCCCUAGAGGCCAUAUUUUUCAUGGAAUCUGUAUGAAAGUUGGUCUGAAUGUUCAUCUUGAUGAUAUCUAGGUCAAGUUUGAAACUGGGUCAACUGCGGUCAAAAACUAGGUCAGUAGGUCUAAAAUUAUUAAAAUAUUUUGACCUCUCUAGAGGCCAUAUUUUUCAAUGGAUCUUCAUGAAAAUUGAUCUGAAUGUUCACCUUGAUGAUAUCUAGGUCAGUUUCAAAACUGGGUCACAUGCGGUCAAAAACUAGGUCAGUAGGUAUAAAAAUAGAAAAACCUUGUGACCUCUCUAGAGACCAUAUUUUUCAUGAGAUCUUCAUGAAAAUUAGUGAGACUGUUAACCUUGAUAAUAUCUAGGUAAAGUUGAAAACAGGGUCACGUACCUUCGAAAACUAGGUUAAUAGGUCAAAUAAUAGAAAAACCUUGUGACCUCUCUAGAGGCCAUAUUUUUCAAUGGAUCUUCAUGAAAAUUGGUCAGAAUUUUUAUCUUGAUAAUAUCUAGGUCAAGUUCAAAACUGGAUCACAUGAGCUCAAAAACUAGGUCACUAUGUCAAAUAAUAGAAAAAACAAUGUCAUACUCAAAACUGGGUCAUGUGGGAAAAGGUGAGCGAUUCAGGACCAUCAUGGUCCUCCUGUUGAUAUUUGGUAUGUUGCAUUGCUUAGUUGAUCUUUAACAAGAGUGUUCAAAAUAUGCCCCUAGGGUGAAAAGAGACCCUGUCAUGGGGUCACUUGUUAUGUGAGUUAUAUAGGAAAAAAAUACUUAAAAAUAUCGGAUCAGAUCAUAUUUCCUAGACUGUUUUAAUUAGAAUUACCUGAUGAUCCCAAGUGAUAAGGGGUCACUUGACCUUGACCUACUGACCUACUUCUUAUGUUUUAGCUCAUAUGAGCCAAAAGCUCAUGGUGGCUUUUGUGACCGCUCAAUGUUCGUUGUGUGUCAUGCGUCAUGCUGGUGUUUUGUUCUUUCGUCAACAUUUUCUAAAAAGAUCUUCUUGAAUACCACUGGGCAGAUUUACACCAGACAUCACAGGAAUGAUCCUUGGGUGGCCCCUUUUCAAAAUUAUUCAAAGAAUUGAAUUCCACAAUCUUCUUGUCCAAAACUGCAAGGCGUAUAGCCUUCAAGUUGAUAUUUGGCAUGUGGCAUCAUCUAAUGGUCCUCUAUAAAGAUUGUUCAAAUUAUGUCCCUUUGGUGAAAAGAGGCACCGCCCUGGGGGUCCUAAAUUUUACAUAGACUUAUUUACUAGGGGAAAACUUUAAAAAUCUUCUUGUCUGAAACCACAUGACCUAGGCCUAUGAUAUUUGGUAUGUGACAUUGCCUUGUGGUCCUCUACUAAGAUUGUUCAAAUUGUUAUCCUGGGUUGAAUAGAGGCCCUGCCCUGAGGUCCCAAGUUUAACAUAGACUUUUAUAGGGAAAAACUUUAAAAAUCAUCUUUUCUGAAACCACAAGACCUAGGCCUUUGGUAUUUGGUAUGUAGCAUUGCCUUGUGGUCCUCUACCAAGAUUGUUCAAAUUAUUACCCUUGGAUGAAAAGAGGCUGUGUCCCAGGUGUCGCAAGUUUUACAUAAAAUUAUAUAGGAAAAAGCUUUAAAAUUCUUCUUGUCUGAAAGUGCAAGGCCUAGGCUUUUGAUAUUUGGUAUGUUGAAUUGCCUGGUGGUCCUCUACCAGGAUUGAUCAAAUUAUGUCCCCCAAGUUGAAAAGAGGCCCCACCCAGGGAGAUCAAAGUUUACGUAGACUUACUUUGGAGAAAAAACUUUAAAAUCUUUUUGCCAAAAACUGCAAGGACUAGGCUUUUGAUAUUUGGUACGUAACAUUGCCUUGUGGUCCUACCAAAAUUGUUCAAAUUAUGCCUCAGAGGUGAAAAGAGGCCCUGUCCUGGGGGUCCCAAGUUAAAUUACAUACUUAAAUGUUUAAAAAUCUUCUUGUCUGAAAGUUCAAGGCCUAGGCCUUUGAUAUUUGGUAUGUAGCAUUGUGUAGUGGACCUCUAACAAUGUUAUUCAAAUUAUAGCCCUUAGGUGAAAAGAGGCCCCGCCCCACGGGUCAUUUUUAAUAUGAGUUAUAUAGGAAAAAAUACUUCAAAAACUAUCAAAUCGUAUUUCCUAUACUGUGAAAUCAUAAUUACCUGAUGAACCCAAGUAAUUAGGAGUCACCUAACUGUGAUCUACUGACCUACUUUAUUGUUUUUAGCUCACCUGUGACAUAGUGACAAGGUGAGCUUUUGUGAUCACCCUUCAUCCGUCGUCCGUCGUCAGUGCGUGCGUGCAUCAACAAUUUCUUGUCUGCACGAUAGAGGUUUCAUUUAUGAUUUUAUUUUAACCAAACUUGCACACAACUUGUAUCACCAUAACAUCUCGGUUCCUUUCUUGAACUGGCCAGAUCCCAUUAUGGGUUUCAGAGUUAUGGCCCCUGAAAGGGCCAAAAUUAGCUAUUUUGACCUUGUCUGCACAAUAGCAGCUUUAUUUACGAUUUUAUUUUUACCAAACUUGCACACAACUUGUAUCACCAUAAGAUCUCGGUUCCUUUCUUGAACUUGUUUGAUCCCUUAUGGGUUCCAGAGUUAUGGUCCCAGAAAGGGCCAAAAUUAGCUAUUUUGACCUUAUUUGCACAAUAGCAUCUUCAUUUAUGACUUGAUUUUAACCAAACUUGCACACAACUUGUAUCACCACAAGAUCUUGUUUCCUUUCUUGAACUGACCAGAUUCCAUCAUGGGAUCCAGAGUUCUGGCCCCUUAAAAGUUCUAAAUUUGCUUUUUUGGCUUUUGCAGCCAUUUAGAGACUUCAUUUAUGAUUUGAUUUGAUACAAACUUCCAAAAUAUCUUCAACAACCAUAUAUCUUGGAUUUCUUGACGAAUCUAUCAGAUCCAAUCAAAAGUUCCAGAGUUAUUUUUAUAUCUGAUUUCCUCCCCUGAUUGUAAUCAAAAUGGAUUUAUAUCAGUAAGUACUUAUAGGACUUAUUUGAAAUUUCAUUAUUGUCAUUAGUUGGACUGAGACAAUCAGGGUAGAUAACUAUGGACUGAUUUUAUGUCAAAUUACCUCCCUUUGUUUCAAAUUAAAAUGGGUACAUCUCCAUAACUAAUGAAGAUACUGAUCUGAAAUUUCAUUUAUGUCAACAGAUGGACUUGGGCAAUCAGUGAAGAUACAUAUUGACUGAAUUUUUGACAAAUUACCUCCCUUUAUUUUUUUAUCUAAAUGAAUACACAUUAGCAACUUCUAAUUAGAUUGGUUUGAAACGUUAUUUGUGUCUUCCAUGGUAAGAAAUAGUCAUAUUAGAUAACUCUUGAUUUAACAUUUAUCGAUAUGAAUACUUUACUAAUAUAUUGUUGUAUAGACUUGUACUUUGUAUCUUCUACAUGCGUAUACCAGUGCAUGAUUACCUCCCCUGAUUUUAAUAAAAAUGGAUUUAUCUUGGUAAAUAUUUAUAGUACUCAUUUGAAAUUUCAUUAUUGUCUUUAGUUGGACUGAGGCAAUCAGGGUAGAUAGCUGUGGACUGAUUUUAUGUCAAAUUACCUCCCUUCGUUUCAAAUUAAAAUUUAUGUACCUAAGUAACCAAUGAAGAUACUGAUUUGAAAUGUCAUUCGUGCCAUCAGAUGGACUCGGACAAUCAGGGUAGAUAACUUUUGACUGAAUUUAUGACAAAUUAUCUCCCUUUAUUUUAUGUAAAUGAAUAUAUAUCAGCAGCAUCUAAUGAGAUUGGUUUUAAAUGUUAUUUAAGACUUCCAGGGAAAGGAAUAGUCAUGUUAGUACAAAAAUGCAGCAUUUGAGCCAAGGACCUUCAAACUCGGUAUGGAAAUUGGCCCUGACUAGGUCAAAAGGGACUGUUACAAGAAAAUGUUUAUCCUGAUGAUAUUUAGUGUGUAUGCCUAUGUGCUCUAUGUCAAAACUUGAUCAUAUCAUUUUGAGCAAUGGUACUCAGGUGAGCGAUACAGGGCCAUCAUGGCCCUCUUGUUAAAGAUACAGCUUGAAAUUUGGAUGGCAUAUACAGUUUUGCACACUGAUCUUAAAACUGACCUUCAUUGACUAUAAAUGUGACCUACUGACCUACUUUCUUAAUAUUUUAGCAUCAGUUUGACAUUUGAAACAUGUUUACAGAACUUGGAAAAGAUUUCAAUGCUUACUUACAUUUGACUUUCUUACCUGAUUUUUUGCACAUGUCAGUGUAGCUCACAUUACUCAGGUGAGCAGUCAAGGGUCAUCAUGACCCUCUUGUUAAGAUACAGCCUUGAAAUUUGGAUGAUAUCUACAGUUUAUAAAACUGACUUUCAGUGUCUAUAAAUGUAACCUAUCAUGGCCCUCUUGUAUACUUAAUCAGAUUGUCUAUUGUUUGAUAAGUAUUUUUAAAUAGUGACAGGUCAUUAAUUUUGUGAUGUGAAAAGACAUCAAUAAUUUUACUAAAAAAGGUAUAUGAACCUGAUUUCAAAAAAUUAUAGAGAAGAGAGAUAUACUUUGUGUUACACUGGUCACAUUUACUUGGUCUGUUGUUGAUAAAAUUGUGUUAAUGAUUUAAAAGAAAACUUUGUGUUUCAAAUGAGUAACUUUGUACUGUUGUUGGAAUAUUAUUUGCUAAAUCUGACAAAUAAAAGAUUAUUAAACCCUGAA